Molecule: messenger RNA, 1011 nt
Organism: Penicillium diatomitis
Lineage: Eukaryota; Fungi; Ascomycota; Eurotiomycetes; Eurotiales; Aspergillaceae
Product: mitochondrial 54S ribosomal protein mL67
Exons: 2
Coding region: 1-1011 (336 amino acids)
Biological process (GO): positive regulation of mitochondrial DNA replication; DNA recombination
Cellular component (GO): nucleus; mitochondrial large ribosomal subunit
Molecular function (GO): DNA strand exchange activity; structural constituent of ribosome; single-stranded DNA binding
Source: RefSeq, a predicted model, not a curated record
AUGGCCUCAGCCAGUGCGGCGUCGAAGCCGAUCCAGAAGAUCCUGGACUCGACCCGGGUCGCAUCCUUGAAGAAGUUUGUACGACACCCGCCUAUCGAUCCAAAGACGCCCAUCCAGGGAAAGAUUCGAGAGACCUCGUCCAAUGCGUUCAAAGAGCACCUGAAGCGCGAAAGCGUACGAUUGCAAAAGGCGCUCAAUUCAAUCACGCAUGGAAAGCAUAUCUUUGUCUACCACAAUGCCCAGACGAAGCAGGUGGUAUAUUCACUAACUCGUUACUUGGAGGAAAACAACGUCUUGCGGCAAAUGGUCUACCACGGCAAGAAGACGGUUCCCGCCAAGCUACGACGUGAUAUGUGGAUUCCUUACUACUCUGUUCACUUCGGCGACGCUCGCCUUGGUCUUCGCGCGUAUCAAUUGCUGCGGGAAUUCUCCUUGCGACGCCAGCUCUCCCCACCCCCCGAGAUGGUCACAGUGUCCGAGGAAUUCCUUGCAUCCAGACGGCCAAAGGAUCCCACCGAGGCGGAGGAGUUUGAUCGACUGAACAAGAAGCGGAUCGGUCACCCGAUGGAAAAGAAAGAGCGCGCACGAGUUCUGAUGGAUCAGAAGGCAACCUCGGUUGCUGAUGUCGCAGCAGUACUGGAGAUCCAGGAAAAAGAAAUUGCGGACGGUAUUCUCGACAAAGAGCAGUGGCGACACAAGCAAUUCCCCAGCCAGCGAAGGCGCCAACGUGAGGCGAUCGCACAGGAAGCCGAACGAGCGGAAGAGUACAAUGCCCGCAUCGAGGCCUUGGAGAGGCAGCUGAGUGAGCGUGAGGGCGUUGAAGUUAAGAUUGGCGAGAUUGGCGACUACCCUGAGACUGCGGGCGAUGUGAAGAUUCUCUGGCGUGAUGUCCAUGAUGCCAACUAUGCCGCCUCAUGGCCCGCCAAGGUUCAGCAUGGAGAGCUGGAGCUUAAGCGCGACAACAUUAUUGGCGGCGAGCGAGUUGACAUCCUUCCUACCGUGGGAGUCUAA